Diospyros lotus (date-plum) is the source of this 687-nucleotide messenger RNA. Its product is annotated as agamous-like MADS-box protein AGL62. The coding region runs from base 1 to 687 and encodes 228 amino acids. Gene Ontology annotation, biological process: regulation of transcription by RNA polymerase II. Gene Ontology annotation, molecular function: RNA polymerase II cis-regulatory region sequence-specific DNA binding; DNA-binding transcription factor activity, RNA polymerase II-specific; protein dimerization activity. The transcript has a single exon. The record is from RefSeq and is a predicted model, not a curated record. Lineage: Eukaryota; Viridiplantae; Streptophyta; Magnoliopsida; Ericales; Ebenaceae.
AUGGCAAAGGAAAAGAUGCAGAGAGACAUCAACCUGCCGCUCAUCUUCUCCAGGCGCCGAGCCAGCCUCUUCAAGAAGGCCAACGAGCUUUCAAUUCUCUGCGGGGCCAAGGUGGCGGUGAUCGCGUUCUCGCCGACCAACAAGGCGUAUUCAUUCGGUGCCCCAAAUCUAGACGCCGUCAUCGGGGUCUUCAUGGGCCAAGACUGGCGAGUCGAACCCGAGGCCGACCAAGUUAAGGAGUCUGGCGAGAGCGGGGUCGUGAGGGAGAUGGACUCGCGGAUGAGCUAUUUUAAGGCAAGGCUGGAGGAGGAGAGGCGGCGCGGCCACGCUCUUGACCAGAUGAGGGCGGCGAAUCGGAGGGAGCGCUGGUGGGACGCGCCGAUCGAGGAGAUGAACAUGGAACAGUUGGCCCUGCUCCAGGCCUCCCUGGAGGAGCUGAAGAAACUGUCGUUGGAGGAGAAGGAUAGGCUCGAGGACGAUGAAGCAGCUAGUAGUUUAUGCAUUCUGGCACAGCAGGACCUCCCUCCGCCGCCGCCAUUUCACCUUGGGUCUAGUUCUUCUGGCAGCGGAAGUGGUGGUCCUACGCCGUUUACGGCGGCGGGACCUGGCUCUUCUGGAUAUCCUGGGGCUUCCAGUUCUGCUGGUCCAAUCGGACGCCCUGGAUUUCGUCGUGGCAAUCGUGCUUAG